CGUGUGUUAUGGUGACGUCAUCGCUGCCGCCACGGGGGAGGAAAGAAAUAAAAUAUGAAAACUAUAUAUUGCGACAGUGUAUGAUAGUGAGGAAAGGGGGAAUAUACCACCAUUGAGAACUAGAGUGUGUGAGGAAAUAGAGGAUAGGCCCAAGAGGAGGAGGACCUAAGAAGCGAUACAAGAAGUUAAGUCGAAGUCGAAGCCGAAGUCAGAAGAGGAAGAGGAGGACGUAAACACCUGACUGCCCGGCGCUGCCCUUUACAUCACUGAGGAGCCCAUUGCAGACAGUCAGGAGGGUUUAUUCCACGGCCAGGGCGACCAGAGGGUGUCAGGGAGCCGCACACACACACAGGAUGAGGCUGCAGGGAAUACUGUGUCUGUGCUCCUUGCUGGCGUGUGUCAAAGGACGAGGGGUGCAGCAUGUGACCUGUGGCUCUGUGGUGAAGCUGUACAACUCUUACUAUAAGGUGCGUCUCCACUCCCACGAUGUCAAGUAUGGGUCAGGGUCAGGUCAGCAGAGUGUCACCGGCACACCACAGCAGGAAGACCACAACUCCAACUGGCUCCUCAAGGGAACAGCCAAAAAAUCUUGCAAACGAGGGGAGCCCGUGCAAUGUGGCCAGACACUGCGAUUGGAGCACUUAGCCACCAAGAGGAACCUUCACUCCCACCAGUUCUCGUCCCCGCUCUCUGACAAGCAGGAAAUCUCAGCAUUUGGGGAGGAGGGUGAAGGAGACUCUGGAGACGACUGGAUGGUGAUCUGCGAUGGGGAGGCGUGGGACCGCAACCAAGAUGUUAUGCUGAGACAUGUUGACACAGACAUGUACCUGGGGGUGACUGGGCAGCAGUACGGCCGCCCCAUCCACGGCCAGAACGAGGUGGUAGGUUUGAACCGGCCGGGUGUGCAGGCCAAGUGGCUGACCAUGGAGGGUGUGUUCAUUAAUCCUUCAGACCCCAGCGAGGAUAACAGGAUAUUCCAUGACCCUUCUGAGUUCUGAUGCCGUUUGCCAUGUAGCUCAAAGUGUGCGUGUGUGAGUACCGAUUCUUGACUUUUUUACAGACAAUAAUUUAUUUGAAAGACGUGGAUCUUUUGGAAAAGUAUUACGUACAUUUGGUGAAUAAAUGUGAAAAUAGUGUAGAAUUGACUUAUUUAUGAAUGCAAGAUCUUUUCUAUUUAGCAUCAAAGAUGCUCGUUCCAAGCCACUUGAUGGUGGCGUGACAGACACCACAAGCAAUUGAUAGUAUGGCAGCACCUGGUCGCCACAGUUUUGUACUUAGGAAGCAGCACAUAUUAUUUAUGGACGAGUAUGUUUCCUGUAAAGACUAUGACCUGUCCCUCAUGCAGAAGGGUGUUAUGUCAUCCAUUCAUGUGUGCUGUGUGUGUACAGUAGGUCCACCAUCACAACAAUGGGGUGCCUGCUGGAGGGGUGGGAGGGAGCUGUGAAGGAGCAACUCAGGAGGACAUGAAAGAACAAGAAAAAUGUCAAGAGUUUCUUUUUUCCUUGACAGAAGGUUGAGUAAAGGUUUUGUCAGGUACAGUCAUACUAUUAAGUAAAAGUUUGUGAAAACCUCUACCCUUCACUCCUAAGAUUUGUACACAAAUGGACAAAAAUAAACUACAUGGUAGUA
Molecule: messenger RNA, 1629 nt
Organism: Eriocheir sinensis (Chinese mitten crab)
Lineage: Eukaryota; Metazoa; Arthropoda; Malacostraca; Decapoda; Varunidae
Product: stromal cell-derived factor 2-like
Exons: 5
Coding region: 354-998 (214 amino acids)
Source: RefSeq, a predicted model, not a curated record